Molecule: messenger RNA, 348 nt
Organism: Penicillium waksmanii
Lineage: Eukaryota; Fungi; Ascomycota; Eurotiomycetes; Eurotiales; Aspergillaceae
Exons: 1
Coding region: 1-348 (115 amino acids)
Source: RefSeq, a predicted model, not a curated record
AUGUGUGAGCCACUAUGCCACAUUGUCACACCUAUCGGCAUGCUGGGUUACGGCUUCAGCACCCCGGAUUUGGAGAAGGGCCUUGAGAUUGCCUUGCAAUCAGGCACACCGACCGCGAUUAUCCUCGAUUCUGGAUCGACUGAUUCGGGUCCUGCAAAGUUGGCCUUAGGGUCAAUGACCUGUCCACGAUCAGCCUACGAACGAGACUUGCGGCAGUUGAUUUGCGCCGUCAAGAAAUACCGCGUACCGCUACUAAUCAGCUCUGCUGGUGGAGAUGGAAGUGAUGCGCAUGUCAAGGAGUUUCUUGAUAUCAUUCGGGAGACUCUGGAGGCGCCCGAUCAAAGGUGA